GCCCUCUGUCCGUGAUCCAGGGCACGCUCUCGUUUGUUUUCAUUACAAACCAAGCCUGGUAGAAUUGCCUCAAAGACUCUUCAUCCAUCCAGGGCUGGGCAUACCACGCCUACAAACGUCUGGCAUCCCCGUCAUGGCUUCUCUCAAAUAGUACCACCGUACAGGUUUCUGGAUGGACGAACGAUCAAACAUCUUGUCCUGGAGGGCAUCAGGCGACAAGGCGAAGGCAGUUACAUCUUCGCCAACGAGGCGCCACCUUCAAAAUGGACCUGACACCCAGGAUCUUGUUGGAGCGAAUCACUUCCCUCGGUCGUCGCGCACUGAAGGGAUUGGGCGUCUCUCAAACGGCGAAGGGCUUGCUGUAUUAGAAGACCCAGCGUUGAUCUCACGCUUAGUUCCAUCGAUGUCCGCCUCCGGCCCUUCCACAUAUCAGUCUCAUCGAUCAGCUGUACCGCCCGCAAUGGAUGUUAGUAGGGAUCCACAUGGGGCUUACCAUAUCAGUUUAUCAGAGGCUGAAAAGGUACUCACUCGUCCUUAUAAGAGGACGUUCGAUCAUGGGAGAGCGGCCAACGAGCAGUUGCCAGUUAGGUUGGGCCAUCUUGUGGGCAGUGGCACCCAUCCAUCUCAGUCAAGCGGCCGUUCUACAACGGAAUUGAAAUCCCAGUCGUCCAGCCAUACGUCGACAAAUCAAGAGGCAGUCAAAGUAUAUGCCAAAGGCAGAGCCAUGAGUCGGCAAACCGCCGGUGAAAAGGAAAGUCAGAUAGAGGCUCAACUAGACUGGCUAUUUCCCCAGCCAUAUACGAGCUCCCAGUCGGAUCAAUCCUUGAGGCAACACCAUCAAAUACCGGAUAAAACUCUUGUUUCACCAAUAUCCAGUAAAGCCUCAUCUUCCCACGGAGAAGUAAACAAGCCGUAUGCCGACAUCUAUCAACCUCCUUCGAGUUCAGCGCCGCCAGGUCCCUAUAUGCAGAGAUGGCCUGUCGUUGAUUCGCAAUCCAGGGGCGACCUGCCGAAGCAGUUCCCUUCCGGGAUAGGCCAGGGAAGACAUUUAUUGGAUGAACAAGAGCAAACUAAGCACACCCAUGCGCAUCCCUCCCCUAUGGCAAUUGCCAAUGGGGCCUGCGAAAAUGGAAAGGGGAACACGUCACGUGAUAAAAAUUCACUAUUUGGUAUGCGAGAUCUUAACUCUCCAGCAUGGAGAAAUUCGACUCAAAUUCGACCUCAAACUGGGACAGAGAUGGCAGUUAACAAAGGAAAGGCCUCUGAGGUUAUUGACCUUACAGAAGACGGUCCAUUGCCUUCUGCCAAUAGGAUUCGUAAUUCGAGUAAUAAUGGCCCGGUGGCCUCGCAGAACGCGGUUGCGGACUACGGCGGGUCUGAGCUAAACCCGCGACGAACAGCAACCUGGAAAACACAACCUCCACCUCAGACCGAUAAACUUAUCCCACCGCCCUCAUCCACUCCGCACCGCGAACCAUCGCGAGAGGAUGAAUCAUCUAGUUCCUCCCGCAACUCUGUAGACAUUGUUAAACGGAUCGACCCGAGCACUGCCAUUCGUCGAUCUGAGUACAACCCCAACACGAUAGCACGUGAUGUUCUCCGUGCGGUAGGGCUCCAUCCAUCUGAGAAAGGGUUGAAUGCGCAUCUGGAAGUGCUCAAGUCCCGAUUCAAGGAAGUGGAUGAUACUUCGGAUCUUUCCACUCUUCGUUCAGACUUAAUAGAUGUACCCCAAGGUGGGGCUCCGGAAUCUGUUAACAUGGCAUCAGUGGACGGGUCAAUGAAAGGAGUCUCCCAGAAGACUCCUGUUCAUAGUGCGAUAAAACCACCCCGAGGUGGAUUCUCCUCAGCUCCGCAUGGAGCAUCUCGACUGUCAACGUCGAUACCUUCUCGCCCAAGUUUACUACGCAAUGCCACCACACCGGGAUCCCAAUCCCGCAGCUUUGCCGUCGUGAUUACCUCUACCCCCCCGAAAGGCCCAGUUUUCAACCCUCGAGUUUCUGGAUUGAUUGGGAGCGAUGAUGGAGAGGGCGGAGGGCCUGCCUCUAGUGGCUCGAGUGCAUCAACACCACGUAUUAGUCGUCCUCGGAAGAAUCCCACGCCCACGACAGUCGAGCAGCCUUCUUUAACGCCAAAGAAGAGGCUUCGACCCCCCAAAAUCUCUGAAACCACGCCAGCUCCAGAACCAGCGCGAAAGAAGAUAGGUCGGCCAUUCAAGACUCCGGAAGCAGCAGCUGCUGCUGCAUCUAAAGGACAAAGUACCAAGAAACGCCGUGCCCGAACCGUGAAAUUGCCUGAGCCUGAGUCCGAUGAUGAGACCCCUCCUCCUGAACGCAAGUUUAUCCCAUUCUUGUGUGAAUGGAAAGAAUGUCCCGCUGAACUCCAUAAUCUGGAGACUCUGCGCGCUCAUCUAUUCAAUGUGCAUAAAAAGAGGGAGCAUUCUGGUAAAUUGCCUUGUCUAUGGGGUAAUUGUAGUACAAUCCGCAAAGUUGCGGACAGUGCGAGUAAAUCGUCUAAGCUUGUGGAUAAGGCGUUCACAUUUAAAUCGGAAGAGGAGUGGCGGGACCACAUCAACAAAGCUCAUCUCAUACCUCUUGCUUGGCAUAUGGGCGAUGGACCGAGGGGAACUUCUUUGGCAGCUACCGAAAAGUCUGAUCCAGAGAUACCGCUUUCCUGGCUUACCGAUGCUAAUGGUACGCAAGUCACGCCUUCGGUAGAAGAUCAACCUAUUGAGGAGGGUCGAGCACGAGAGAAUAAUGCAAAAAGAUUCGUUAAGAAGAGGGCGGGCCUAUACGUAGUCCUAGAGCCCGUCAAAGCUCCAGAGACAUACUUGAAGCUGCCGAGUUAUAGCGACGACGAUGAAGAUGACGAUGCUGCUGCCAAAGGAUAGGAUGGAUGGAUCACGAAUAUCAUUGAUUAUUCCAAUGGAUAGAUGUAUUCUACUUCGGUAACACAGCCGCGAACCAUGGAGAGUCGGGGGCUUAAAGGAAACUUCAUGGUCCGGUCUGAUGUCGGGAUAAAGACACAGCUACAUAGCUGUCACAGUUAUAGAGGAGCGCGGAAUGAAGCAGUAGAGAUCAUGCCUCGAAGGCAAAUGAGAAUAAAUACCUUGCAUAAUCACGG
Amorphotheca resinae ATCC 22711 is the source of this 3120-nucleotide messenger RNA. RefSeq lists its product as hypothetical. NCBI's taxonomy places the organism in Eukaryota, Fungi, Ascomycota, Leotiomycetes, Helotiales, Amorphothecaceae. The record is from RefSeq and is a predicted model, not a curated record. The coding region runs from base 173 to 2887 and encodes 904 amino acids. The transcript is spliced from 3 exons.